Eruca vesicaria subsp. sativa (arugula) is the source of this 760-nucleotide messenger RNA. NCBI's taxonomy places the organism in Eukaryota, Viridiplantae, Streptophyta, Magnoliopsida, Brassicales, Brassicaceae. The record is from the annotation of a GenBank genome assembly.
GAAAACACCACCCAGUUUAAAGAGAGACCAAAAGAAAAUAUAUAACAUAGAACCGAAAUCAAUUAACCAACUACCGAACCGAGCCGAACAACCCAAACAAACCGGACUCCAGGCCUAAGGGAAAAGUGUUUUUAAGUUAAAAAGAAAACUGAAUCCAGAAUUAACCAGAGGCGGAGGAGGUGGUGAAGUUAUGGCAGAGGAUCAGCUUCCGGAGACGUUGAAACCCUUCUUCCACAGAGCCACCGAAGCUCAGGAGAGAUUGGCUAGGCUUGAAGCUGCUCUUGCCUCCACCAAGACAGACGUUCAAGAUGCAGAACUUGUGGAAAAGAUCAACCAAAUCCAGUCCAAACUCGAAGAAGCUAAUGAGACGGUGAAGCAAGAAAAGGAGAAGGUGGAGAAACUGACCUCUGAGACCGAGAAGCAAAAGUACCGUAUACUGCAUCUUGUGCGUGCAUUGAGGGAUGCUGAUGAGAAGCUUGAGAAGCUCUCAAAAUGAUUUGAUUCUUUGUCUUUAAUUGUAAUGUGUUUCUGAAAACAUCUUUACCAAGGUACUCAUGAUUGAAUGGUAUAAAAAGUUAUCGGUUUGGAAAAUAAACUUUGGGUCUAUCUUGCCAUGUUUUCUCUUGAUGUGAGUGUCAUAAGAAGCUCUGCAAGUUGCAGCUAAGCAAUGUCUGUUGAUGAACAUAGUUUAGUCCAAAUUUGAAGUAAGGUUUUGCUAUUUUUCUUCUUAAGUAAUUAUGAAAAACACUAAUGCCAACCA